CAGCGGCGCACUGGAGCAGCUGUCAGUGGGGGAAGCUGCUGUCAGUGCGGCGCUAACCGAGCUGUUUGCCGGCUAGUUUGCGCCGGGAGACAGUUUAAAAAGCCAACAAUGGCGGGAGUGCACCCCCAGGACGACCUGCUGAAAAUGACACACAGAGAGAACUGGAAGGUGCAGCAUGAGCGUCUCCAUGUGAAGCACAGGGGUCAUGAGGCCAUGCACGCAGAGAUGGUGCUCAUCCUCAUCGCCACCCUGGUGGUGGCUCAGAUAGUCCUGGUGCAGUGGAAGCAGCGGCACCACCGCUCCUACAACCUGGUGACUCUCGUCCAGAUGUGGGUGGUUCCUCUUUACUUCACCAUCAAACUCUACUGGUGGAGGUUUCUGUCCAUGUGGGGGAUGUUCUCCGUCGUCACCAGCUACGUCAUCUUCAGGGCCACUCGCAAGCCGCUGUCCUGCAGGACGCCGAGGAUGGUGUACAAGUGGUUCCUGUUGAUCUACAAGCUGAGCUAUGCAGUGGGCGUCCUGGGCUACCUGGCCAUCAUGUUCACCAUGUUCGGCUUCAAUGUCUUCUUCAGGAUCAAGGCAGAGGACUCUAUGGACGUAGGUGUGAUCAUGCUGUUUUACGGGCUUUACUACGGCGUCAUGGGAAGAGACUUUGCUGAGAUCUGCUCUGACUACAUGGCUUCUACAAUCGGGAUUCCACGAGUUCUGCAUCCGCGGCUGGUGCAUCGUGGGUAAGAAGCAGACGUGUCCGUACUGCAACGAGAAGGUUGACUUGAAGAGGAUGAUGAACAACCCCUGGGAGAAGACACAUGUCCUGUACGGGCAGCUGCUUGACUGGCUCAGGUAUCUGGUUGCCUGGCAACCCAUCAUCAUCGGUAUCGUUCACGGGAUUAACUUCUCCCUGGGCCUGGAAUAGAGCCCUGAGGAACGCCGCUGCAAGUACGUCCUGGGGUCGCGGGGGGGAAAAUCAGCUCGACAAGGAACUGAUUCAGGCUGCUUUUGAAGUCUUUUGUUUCCUCAGUACAUGUUGUUGGACCGAACGCUUGCACAGUUUCCAGCAGAGCGAUCCCAGGUGGUCUGGGUCUCUGUGUGCAGAGGACACUGUGAUGCCAAAACUGCUGCCAACUUCAACAAAAACAUUUGAAGCACAGUUUAUGUCUAGUUCAGAAACUUCUGGAGGUGUUGCUGUCAUGCAUGUUUUUUUAUUGUGAUAAAUCAUUGCUUUACUUUGUACUGUAUCAUAAAAAUGCCUUUUUAAACAAUUGUAUUGUUUGCACACUUCCUCACGGCUGGUUCUGUCUACAACCACUAACAAGAAUUUAUUUUAAAGGAGUUUUCUGCUGCAGAAGAAAUUGAUUAGUUAAAGUACAGUUCUGUCCGAAUAGUGUUACAUAACCUGUUUACAUUUCUUGCAACUUUGUUUAUUACAUUCGUUUUAUUUGGGAUGUCUGUUCUAUUGUUAUUUGUAUGAAUCUAAAGUUGAUGGUAAUGUAGCAGUCACUGUUACUGUCACUGCAGCUGAAACUUACUAUCAGGAAUUGAAUGUAUCACAUUAUAAAACAGGAGAGAAUGAGGAAGUGGAUAAUCUUGCCUACGUUCCUAAUAACUAUGGUAACCACCAACAUUUAUUAACAGGAGUUUCAUUCAAGUGGUUGAAGAGUGAC
Molecule: messenger RNA, 1664 nt
Organism: Morone saxatilis (striped sea-bass)
Lineage: Eukaryota; Metazoa; Chordata; Actinopteri; Moronidae
Gene: rnf175
Product: ring finger protein 175
Cellular component (GO): Golgi membrane; endoplasmic reticulum membrane
Molecular function (GO): metal ion binding; ubiquitin protein ligase activity
Source: RefSeq, a predicted model, not a curated record